CUGCCGGAAAUAGCAGGGGACCGCGAGUCAAAUGAGGUGGAGGAACUGAGUGAAAUCCAUCUUAGCCGGGAAGUGGGGUUAGGUAAAUUGAAUGGAUUAAAGGCCAAUAAAUCCCCAGGGCUAGAUUGGCUUCAUCCCAGAGUGCUUAAGGAAGUAGCUCCAGAAAUAGUGGAUGCAUUAGUGAUAAUUUUUCAAAACUCUUUAGAUUCUGGAGUAGUUCCUGAGGACUGGAGGGUAGCUAAUGUAACCCCACUUUUUAAAAAGGGAGGGAGAGAUAAAACGGGGAAUUACAGACCAGUUAGUCUAACGUCGGUAGUGGGGAAACUGCUAGUCAGUUAUUAAAGAUGGGAUAGCAGCACAUUUGGAAAGUGGUGAAAUCAUUGUACAAAGUCAGCAUGGAUUUACGAAAGGUAAAUCAUCUCUGGCUGGCAAACAGGAAGCAAAGAGUAGGAGUAAACUGGUCCUUUUCAGAAUGGCAGGCAAUGACUAGUGGGGUACCGCUAGGCUCAGUGCUGGGACCCCAGCUAUUUACAAUAUAUAUUAAUGAUUUGGAUGAGGGAAUUGAAUGCAACAUCUCCAAAGUUUGCGGAUUACACUAAGCUGGGGGUCAGUGUUAGCUGUGAGGAGGAUGCUAGGAAGCUGCAAGGUGAAUUGGAUAGGCUGGGUGAGUGGGAAAAUGCAUGGCAGAUGCAGUAUAAUGUGGAUAAAUGUGAGGUUAUUUUGGUGGCAAAAACAGGAAAGCAGACUAUUAUCUGAAUGGUGGCCGAUUAGGAAAAGGGGAGAUACAACGAGACCUGGGUGUCAUGGUAAACCAGUCAUUGAAGGUAGGCAUGCAGGUGCAGCAGGCAGUGAAAAAAGCGAAUGGUAUGUUAGCAUUCAUAGCAAAAGGAUUUGCCUAUAGGAGCAGGGAGGUUCUACUGCAGUUGUACAGGGUCUUGGUGAGACCACACCUGGAGUAUUGCGUACAGUUUUGGUCUCCAAAUCUGAGGAAGGACAUUAUUGCCAUAGAGGGAGUGCAGAGAAGGUUCACCAGACUGAUUCCUGGGAUGUCAGGAUUUUGAUAUGAAGAAAGACUUGAUAGACUCGGCUUGUACUCGCUAGAAUUUAGGAGAUUGAGGGGGGAUCUUGUAGAAACUUACAAAAUUCUUAAGGGGUGGACAAGCUAGAUGCAGGAAGAUUGUUCCCGAUGUUGGGGAAGUCCAGGACAAGGGGUUACAGCUUAAGGAUAGAGAGGAAAUCCUUUAGGACCGAGAUGAGGAAAACAUUUUUCACACAGAGAGUGGCGAAUCUCUGGAACUCUCUGCCACAGAAGGUAGUUGAGGCCAGUUCAUUGGCUAUAUUUAAGAGGGAGUUAGAUGUGGCCCUUGUAGCUGAAGGGAUCAGUGGGUAUGGAGAGAAGGCAGGUACAGGAUACGGAGUUGGAAAGUCAUCCAUGGUCAUAUUGAAUGGUGGUGCAGGCUCGAAGGGCCGAAUGGCCUACUCCUGCACCUAUUUUCUGUUAUUGUCUAUUUAUUUCUCCCUCGGUCUCUAAAAAUUUUUCCUUCAUCGCUCCCCCCUCCCUCCUCUCCCCAGAGCAGAGGAAGUCCCUACUUCCCCUUCCCCUCCCACUUCUCCAUAAAACCCCGCAGUUGUUGAGCCAGCCGAGGCAAAGUUCACUCUCUCUCUCUCCCUCUCUACGUUCUCUAACUUCAACCUCUGGGCAAAUGGAGGUGAAUUUUACACUUUCUAACACCUCCUGUGAUCCCGCAGUGCGGAGUUAUCGCUUUGUGGGGGCCACGUUGGGAAUUUUUGUUUCUGUUUUGGGUACUUUUGGGAAUUUCAUGACCAUUUUGGCCUUUAUGUUUGAACCUCGUCUCCGCUCACGUUUCAACUACUUGGUGCUCAACCUGGCCGUUUCUGACCUCCUCUAUUGUGGAGGCCUCCAGCCAAUCACUUCGGCAACCUUCCUGCGCUUCUCCUGGCCUCUAGGCCCAACAUCCUGCCAAGUUGUCGGACUACUAAUCUUUGUGGCAAAUGCGACCUCCAUUUUCAACCUGGCCAUCCUUGCAGCGAGCCGUUACCUCAUCAUCUCGCGGCCCAGGCUUUUCCAACGUCUCUCUUCGCGCAGAGGCCUCCCCUGUCUCCUGGCCCUGCCCUGGAUUGGAGGCCUGGCCCUCUUUGGCCCUCUUUGGGACUAUUAUGUGUUCGUACCGCCCGUGUGUACGUGUAGCCUGGAGAGAAGACGAGGUCGACGCCUAACAACUGGUGUAACUUCCACCAUCUUCGUGGUGGGCCUCGGAUCCAUCGGCCUGUUCUACUACCUCAUCCACCGGCGGCUCCAGGCCGUAUCCAAGGCCUUGCAGGCCCACCGAGGCCCUGAGGGAGCGGGGAAAAGGGUCCACGCGCGUCUCCACCGCGCUCCGGCCUCUGACAGCGGCCUAACUUCCUCUCAGGCCACCGAGGAGGUGAGUCUGGGUCCGGUGGAAGGCCAGGCCAUGGGGGAGCACGAGAAGCAGGUCUCGGCCCAGCAGAAACAGGCCUCAGUCCGCUGGCAGAAGGCCCAGAUGCACAGGAAGGAGGAUACGUACCCAGCGCAGCAGGAUCAAGGGGAAACAGAGGCAGGCCAGGCCCACAUCCAGUGGGAAGAGGCUUUGAACGGCGCAGAAGGGGAACAGGCCCAACCUGACCAGACACACGGCCCAAAGGAACAAAUCCUGCCCCAGAACCAACAGGAAAAGGCCUUGGGCCUGUCCGCAAAGGCUUCAUACGGCAGAGACAAGAAAAUGGCAGAAAAGUCCGUGGUAGUAGUGGCUUCGGCCUCCCCGCAGGCCCGGCGUGUUGCCACGGGUGACGGGGCGUGUUCUGGAGGUGACGCGGAGUUCCGUCGUGUUACAUGGAUGUGUUUCUCCAUGUUUCUGGUCUACAUCUCGUGCUACCUCCCCUUCUGCCUCCUCCACGCGGCCGACAAGAAGAAACGGGCUCCGGCCUUGCUGCACAUGGUGGUCGGGAACCUGACCUGGUUCAAUAGUUGCAUCAACCCUGUCCUCUACGUCUCUCUGCACCGACAGUUCAGGGCCACCUACAUCCGCCUCCUCACCUCCGCCUUCUCCCCCCUACUUCCCACACGCAAGGCUUGAAGCCUGAGGCCUAGUACCAAGUCGCCUCUCUCCGCCACAUACGCAAGGCGUGAAGCCAGAGGCCUGUCGCCCCUCUACUCUCCAAAUGCAAAGCCUGAAGCCUGAGGCCUAGUUGCCCCUCUCCUCCCUACACGCAAGGCCUGAAGCCUGAGGCCUAGGACCAAGUCGCCCUCUCUCUGUCACACAUGCAAGGCCUGAAGCAUGGAGCCUAGGGCCAAGUCGCCCUUCUCCUCCCCACACCCAAGGCCUAAGGCCUUGGGCCUAGUUCCGCUCUCCCCACACGCAAGGCCUGAAGCCUGGGACCUAGUCGCCCCUCGCCUCCCAGCACGUCCCUCUCCUCCCUCAACGCCCCUUUCCUCCCCACAAGCAAGGUCUGAGGCCUAGUGAGCAGAAACACUUACAAUCGAGCCGUCCACUGCGUACAGAUAGAUGAUAAAGGGAAUAGCGUUUAGUGCAAAGUAAAGCCCGAUUAAAGAUAUUCCGAGGGUCUCCAAUGAGGUGGAUGGGAGGUCAGAACCGCUCGCUAGUUGGCGAGAGGACCUUCAAUUGCCUGAUAACAGCCGGGAAGAAACUGUCCCUGAAUCUGGAGGUGUACUUUCAUUUCCGCACUUCCGUACCUCUUGCCCGAUGGGAGAGGCGAGAAGAGGAAGUGACCGGGGUGAGACUGGUCCGCGAUUAUGCUGCUGGCCUUGCCGAUCCAGCGUGAGGUGUAGAUGGAGGCAAUGGAAGGGAGGUUGGUUUGUGUACGUGAUGGUCUGGGCUGCAACUGUCCACAACUCUCUGCGAUUUCUUGUUUAGUUAUAUUUGAUAAAAUAUCUGCACAAAUUCACCACAGAUCAAAGUGUCCGUUUUGAAAUACUGCGCAGAAACAGGCCCUUCGGCCCACCCAGUCUACGCCAACCAGCGAUCGCCCUAUCACACACUAGUUAAUUCAGAGAUGCAGCACAGAAACAGGUCCUUCAGCCCACCGAGUCCGCACUGAACAGCGAUCACCCAUUCACAAACUAGUAUCGUUUAGUUUAGAGAUACAGCACAGAAACAGGCCCUUCGACCCUCCGAGUCCAUG
Messenger RNA from Leucoraja erinaceus (little skate), 4182 nucleotides. It is a transcript of the gene gpr84, whose product is annotated as G protein-coupled receptor 84. The transcript has 2 exons. Bases 1446 to 3116 code for a protein of 556 amino acids. The record is from RefSeq and is a predicted model, not a curated record. Gene Ontology annotation, molecular function: urotensin II receptor activity. NCBI's taxonomy places the organism in Eukaryota, Metazoa, Chordata, Chondrichthyes, Rajiformes, Rajidae. Gene Ontology annotation, cellular component: membrane. Gene Ontology annotation, biological process: neuropeptide signaling pathway.